AUGCCUGCAGCACAGUAUGCCAUUGCCUGGAUCGCCACCAGCGAGGCCGCCUUCAAUGGUGCCCUUCAAGUUUUGAAUCCCGAUCAGGAAAACCACGUCUGGAGAGUUGACACCCCCAGAGACAUCGUCAGCAAUGUCCCUACCCCUCCUACCCGAUACCCGUACAAUCAUGGAGUAGUAAACGGCCAAAUGGUUUACCUAGCCAACGCGUUACACGAAGAUUUUACUAGUCUCUUGGCUGAGAUCAUGGUGAGCAAGCUGGCCAGGAAGAGGAUACAAGUUCGUAUGAUCCUAGUCAGCAGCCUUUCCUAUGUUGAAAACUACGCCGCAUCCUCCCUUGGCCCCAACCACUGUGUUCUCGAUACCUUUCCCCCCCUCGCUACCACUGGCACCGUUUCAGCUGAAUGUCAAAGGAACGCAUAUCGCCUUCUCAAUGCGGCGAGUAGCCAUUAUCACGCUUCCCAGCUAGGCGAGGGUUACGCCUACACACCCGUCUGUCUUUACAAUCACCAAGACCCAAAUCUCACAGUCAACAUGUGUCAUUCAAACAUUGUCUCGGGCCUGCCAACCAUGGCGUUCUUUGGCCUGCUCUAUACGGACGACUCGUCUCCAGAUGCGCAAGUCAAUGCGUCCAUGGUAGCUGCAAUCCAAGUCAUGGGCGUUCUCGGGCACCUCGAACAGCUAGAGCCAAUGACACAAUGGUGA
This is a messenger RNA of Trichoderma atroviride IMI 206040, 705 nucleotides long. RefSeq lists its product as uncharacterized. The record is from RefSeq and is a predicted model, not a curated record. NCBI's taxonomy places the organism in Eukaryota, Fungi, Ascomycota, Sordariomycetes, Hypocreales, Hypocreaceae.